AUGACAAAUUGCAAGCCUUGCUCGACUCCGGUGGAUACUAAUCCCAAGCUGGCGUCUGAUGGUCCUCCUGUGAAGGAUGCUUCCAGUUUUCACAGUCUCGCUGGUGCUUUGCAAUACUUGACCUUCACCAGGCCUGACAUCGCUUAUGCUGUUCAGCAAGUUUGUUUGUUCAUGCACGAUCCUCGGAAACCUCAUUUGGCUGCUCUCAAGCAGAUUCUUCGGUACAUUCAUGACACUUUGGUUCUUGGCUUGUUGUUGCGCCCCUCUUCUAGUGCAAAGCUGACUGUGUACUCCGACAUUGACUGGGCAGGGUGUUCUGAGACCAGGAAGUCCACGUCUGGCUUUGCGGUCUUCCUUGGUGAUAAUUUGGUGUCAUGGUCUUCCAAGCGUUAG
Setaria italica (foxtail millet) is the source of this 393-nucleotide messenger RNA. RefSeq lists its product as uncharacterized. The coding region runs from base 1 to 393 and encodes 130 amino acids. The record is from RefSeq and is a predicted model, not a curated record. The transcript has a single exon. Lineage: Eukaryota; Viridiplantae; Streptophyta; Magnoliopsida; Poales; Poaceae.